AUUUGAUCCAUUUGUAAAUAACAACACACAAAGAAAUCCAAUCACAUCAAUACAGACAACUGGUCAACUUUCAAUUGUGUAUAAUCGUUCAUAUAAAAUAGAGGAAAAAUAAACUAAAUAGACAGAGACAGCGGAACAUAUUUAUAAAACUCGGUACGAAAUAUAAACAAAAUAAGGGGCCGAAAUGUCAUUGUACAAAGCAAGAAUCAAAGAGUUCGAUGAAUUAUUGAAUGAAAAUGUGAUUGAUAUUCGAAAGUUGCGUAGACUCUGUUUCAAUGGAAUUCCCGAUUGCAAUGGCUAUAGAGCAUUAUGUUGGAAAAUCUUACUCGGCUACUUAGGAUUGAAAAAACAAGACUGGCCCAGUAUACUUCAGAAGAAGCGACAACUUUACAAGCAAUUCAUCACUGAAAUGGCAAUUCCACCGGGAAAUGACAGCUCCAUCUCAACUGAUCAUCCGUUGAGCGAUGGGCCGGAAAGUGCUUGGAGCACGUUUUUCAAAGAUAAUGAAUUUUUACUUCAGAUCGACAAGGAUGUUCGACGCUUGUGCCCAGACAUUUCAUUUUUUCAACAGGCAACCGAAUUCCCUUGCGAAGAAAUCGUACGAAGCAAUGGCAUCCGAAGAUUGCACACAAGAGUGACACCGUCAACGCUGAGCUCAGCCAAUGUCGAACGUAAAGGGCUAGGUCUAACAAAGAUAAAUCUCAUAACAAAAAGUUCGAACGAGAGCUACGAAGCGAUGGAAGAGGGAAGCGAAGCGCAUUGGGAGGUUGUUCAACGAAUUCUAUUUUUAUAUGCCAAAUUGAAUCCCGGUUUGGGCUAUGUUCAGGGUAUGAAUGAAAUUAUUGGUCCAAUUUAUUAUGUGCUAGCAUCCGAUCCAAACAUUGAAAAUAGGCAAUUUGCCGAAGCAGAUAGUUUCUUCUGUUUUACAGCGUUAAUGGGUGAAAUCAGAGACUUUUUCUUGAAGACAUUGGACGAAUCGGAAAGCGGUAUCAAGAAAAAAAUGGCUCAAUUGUCCGCAAUGUUGAAGGAGAAAGAUGCAGAAGUGUGGCAUCGACUUGAACAACAAAAUCUCUAUCCACAGUACUAUAGCUUUCGGUGGCUCACAUUGAUUCUGUCGCAGGAAUUUCCAUUGCCAGACGUUGUUCGUGUAUGGGACUCAAUAUUUUCCGAUGAAAAUCGAUUCGAUUUCUUAGUUCGAGUCUGCUGUGCGAUGAUAAUUUUGCUCCGAACACAAUUGCUGGAAAGUGAUUUUGCAACGAAUGUUAAGCUAUUGCAACAUUUUCCCGAGACCGAUAUUAAUGUGGUGCUUCAAAAAGCCGCUGUUCUUUAAGCACACCAAACAUUUCCAUGCACUGUCAUCUUGUGAAUCUCGCACCAUCAUUUUUAUCAACUGUACCGAGAUUAUUCCAUUUUAUAUCGCAUAUUUUUUUUCCCAUUUAGGUGCAUAAAAUGCCGUAUUUUAAAUACGAAUCCGUUGGUUAUUCCAACGAUAUCUUUCGAUCAAUCAGAAAAAUCGGAACAAAACAAAGGAUUUUUCCAUUUAUACCAAUAGAAAAAAGAAAUUGUCAAUUGUAAGCAAUAUACACGAUAUCAGAAUUAAUAAAAAAAAAGACUUUUUUAACUGAAGAAAAUUUGAAAAAAAUGAA
Sitodiplosis mosellana (orange wheat blossom midge) is the source of this 1646-nucleotide messenger RNA. Its product is annotated as TBC1 domain family member 13. The record is from RefSeq and is a predicted model, not a curated record. NCBI's taxonomy places the organism in Eukaryota, Metazoa, Arthropoda, Insecta, Diptera, Cecidomyiidae. Gene Ontology annotation, biological process: intracellular protein transport; activation of GTPase activity. The transcript is spliced from 8 exons. The coding region runs from base 185 to 1330 and encodes 381 amino acids. Gene Ontology annotation, molecular function: GTPase activator activity.